Molecule: messenger RNA, 1406 nt
Organism: Uranotaenia lowii
Lineage: Eukaryota; Metazoa; Arthropoda; Insecta; Diptera; Culicidae
Product: clavesin-1-like
Exons: 3
Coding region: 152-1024 (290 amino acids)
Cellular component (GO): membrane
Molecular function (GO): phosphatidylinositol bisphosphate binding
Source: RefSeq, a predicted model, not a curated record
GAUUCGAUCGGAGCCCCAGCGCAAUCAGUCUUCGAUUAGGCGCGUCGCGAAACGGUUUUGCUUUUUGUUUGUUUUAAUUCGCCUUAAGCCUGUCGUCGGCUAAUUUCUAGAAACCGCGGGAAAGUGUAACAAUCCUGUAGCAGGAAUCACCAUGUCUCUGGCUCCGUUCGAUAUUGACCACACGCCGCCCGGGCCGGAACUGAUCGAGAUUGCCCGUCGGGAGCUGCGCGAAACGCCGGAAGUUCGGGAGGCGGCCAUCGUCGAGCUGCGCCGGUUGCUUCAGCUUGCCACCGAUUUGCACUACCGGGACGAUGACGACUUUCUGCUGAUUUUCCUGCGACCCUGUCACUUCUAUCCCGACAGUGCCCUCAAGAUGAUGCGACGGAUUGCAGAGUUCAAAAAGCACAACUACCCCCUCAUGCACAAUCUGCACCCGGAGGACGAGAAGCUGUCCUUCGUGGAUCACUCGGUCGUCAACGUGUUGGUCAAUCGAGAUCAGAAGGGUCGCCGCAUCCUGGUGGUUAACUGCGGCAAGGCCUGGGAUCCCAAGGCCGUCACUCCGGAGAAGAUGUUCCGGAUGCUCCUGAUGGUUCAAAUGAUCUCCCAACUGGAGGUAUCGACUCAAAUCAACGGCGUCGUCAUCAUCAUGGACUUCGAGGGUCUAUCGCUGAAGCAGGUCAAAGCGCUGACCCCUUCCUUCUCCAAGCUGCUGCUGACCUUCAUCCAGGAAGCGAUCCCGCUGCGGUUGAAGGAGUUCCACGUCAUCAAGCAGCCGUUCAUCUUCAACAUGGUCUGGACCCUGUUCAAGCCGUUCAUCGGAGAUAAGCUGAGGAAAAGGCUCGAAUUCCACGGUAGCGAUAUGAAGAAGCUGCACAAGUACGUCGAUCCGGCCUACCUACCAAAGAAUUACGGCGGAGAACUGCCAGCCCUGGACUACGGAUCCCGGGAGUGGUACCCAUGCAUGGAGAAAUACCAGGACCACAUCGCCAAGUGGAACACCUAUGGUUUUGCCAGCGGACCUUGAACAUUCUCUCCCCCAUACAUCCACUUUGUUUUUUGUUUCUAUCGAUGGAAAGUAUACGACCAAAAUUAUUUAGUGAUAUUAGCACGAAGAAGGGGCCACCGAUGAUUAACGGGACGACCGUAAAAUUGAUAAGAAACAAUGCAGCUUUUUUAUGGCACAAACCAACGAUGACGUCAAGACGUAAAGAACCCAUUUGAGGCCGAGAGCUCUCACGAACCAACGAGUAGAUAUUAUUUUAUUGCUUUCCAGAACGGUUUUACUUAGUCAAAUAACCUAAGAUGACAAAUUUCUAAACGAUAAGAUUAUAUUUAUAGAUAAGAUUGUGAUAGCGCUACUUACGUUUAAUAAAUUUUAAUAAAUUAUAACAAGGAUUUUUUUUAAA